CAACUAUAUUUAUAUAAACACACUUUCCCACAGCUUUCUUCUUCUUCUUCUUCUUCUUCAUCUUCUUCUUUUUUUAAAGAAAAAGAAAAAAUUAUUUCCCAUAUGGACAACAAAUACACCAAUAAUAAUCCUCCCGGCCUGAGCUCCUCCGAGGACGACAGCCUCGCUGCCACCGGCAUGAGGGCCGCCGAUACCUUGCUCCGCCUUGUUCCGAUGGGGCUCUGCAUCGCUGCGCUUAUUGUCAUGCUCAAGAACUCUGAGGCCAACGAUUAUGGCUCUGUCGCUUAUUCCGAUCUCGGAGCAUUCAAGUUUUUGGUGCAUGCAAAUGGGAUAUGUGCUGGCUACUCCUUUUUGUCAGCAGCGGUAGCGGCCAUGUCUCCUCCUUCUACCCUUUCUAAAGCUUGGACUCUCUUCUUCCUCGAUCAGUUGUUGACGUACCUAACCCUAGCGGCGGGAACGGUAUCGACGGAGGUGUUAUACCUAGCCUACAAUGGAGACAAAGAAAUAACAUGGAGUGCAGCGUGUGGGACAUUUGGGAAAUUUUGCAGCAAAGCUACAGCUUCAGUUGUGAUAACCUUUGUUGUGGUAGCUUUUUAUGCUUUCAUUUCCAUUUUAUCUUCAUACAAACUGUUUAGUAGAUACAAUGCUCCAUUGCCUCAUCCUAAUUCGAAGCAACAACUUCAAACGCCAGUCUUCCAUGGCUAGCUAGAUCUUACCCUAAACCUAUAUUUAUCUAUUUGCUUUUCUUUCCUAGGCUUUCUUUAUACUCUCUCUCUCCUAGAUCAUCUACUACGCUGCAAUUGUAUAAACUGUUGUUAAGAACUUCUAAGGUUUUCAAUAAUAAUUAAUCAUCACUUUGGUUUAUAUUUAAA
Molecule: messenger RNA, 872 nt
Organism: Cucumis sativus (cucumber)
Lineage: Eukaryota; Viridiplantae; Streptophyta; Magnoliopsida; Cucurbitales; Cucurbitaceae
Product: CASP-like protein F16
Exons: 3
Coding region: 103-705 (200 amino acids)
Source: RefSeq, a predicted model, not a curated record